UACUAGGAAGAUGGAUCGCGUUCCUGAACUUUUUACUGAACUGAGUAAUUGUGAAACUUUUUAAGAGUUAUUGACAAUGCAGUUGAAAUUCGGAAUUUCCGCCUGGUGAUUGGCAAACUUGCCAACCAGCGACGAUGGAAAACACCUCGGCAAUCGGCAACCGUUUCAUUCGUUUGGUUCCUACACUUGGAAGAUUUUUGAUAGAUGUCUAGUCAACAGGAAAUGUCGUCCGUGAUGUAGCCGUCGCUGAUAUUGACGAAAACUCCGGUUUAGGGAUUUAGCGACAAUAUUCAAACUUAAAGUGUUCGAGUUAAGAAAAAUUCAAACAAUCAAAUAAAAUUUAGAAAAAAAUCAGAAUCUACACAAAUUUAAGAUGUCGUUAAAGAUAAGAAAGAUGUCAUACUCCUUCGCGCUUGUAAAGAAUGUUUUUAAUUGAAAACAAUGUCGAUAUUGUGACAAGUUCUCCGGAGGACAUAUCGAGUACCUAAUCUCCAGCUGAUCGAAAGCAGCAUGUACUUUACGACCACAGAUUCUAACGAUCCACUUGAACAUCUUGCGCCAGGCAUUCAUUUUUUAUUGCCGGUAUAGCAUUCCACGGCCCUUCUCAGACUCAGCCAGUAGGUAGAGUAAAAAAUGAUGUUUGUUCAAGGAUUGUUCUUGCAGAUUCGGUCAAUGGUCUCCCGGAGAGGAAAAUCCCCCAUUCAAUGAAGCAGUAGUAUUCGGCGAAAUUUUGCAAACACGGACCCUGCUCUUCUGAAUUCUUUCAUUUUCCCCCUUUCCUUCUUUUGGCCGACCGUUCCCAGAACGUAGUGGCUUGGCUUCAUACCUGACCUGUGGCUAACGGAACAGAACACGAAACGAGUAAUACACAAAAUUUGUCAGUUGCAAAAAAACCAGAUUCAUCAGAAACCAUGGGAAGCGGAAUAAGUCACGUGGAUGAUCCCAGAGAGCCCACUCACAAAUUGAUUGCGGCUUGCAUCACUGGAAACCGAGAAGUGGAAUACGAACAUCUAACAGAUACCACACAGCAAACCGAGUGUUGCUUUCCGACGACAAACAGACCAUCGAGAUCGUCAGCCAGAUCAAUCAACGAAGCAGAAGUAGAGCAGAAAAUCCUCGCGCGCAUAAGUCAAAUCAAACACGCGGACGACAGCUUUCACAUGGAGAAGAAGAUGUUGCGUCAGAACAAGAACGUUCCAAUUGGUCGCAGUUCCAGUCCUACGAGAGAUUCCUGCAGUCAUUGCGAGCACGAGCACCAGCAACCCUGCUGUUUGUACACGGGCGAUAACAAGGAAGACCUCCUAAUGUAUCCACGUUGGAAGAGUCAUCUAGAACAAACGACGAUUGCGCCCGGCGAGUUCCCACUGAUACCUGAAGCAAUUUCAGCCGGCAGCACACCAAACUGGUUUCCGACCACCACGUCGAUUGAACCCCUGUUUCAGCAGCUUAACUCGCUUCACAAAACGACAUCGUCGGUUGAUUCACGCCGAUCCAUUCCGAGCUCACGCGAACGACGACCAACGCAGGUGUUCUACUACAUCACCGUGCUGAACGAGUUAGAUAACGACCUGGAAGUGUUGCCAGAGCAGCGCCCGACACCCUAUCAGUUGUACAUGCAACAGCAAGUGAGUCGAAAAGAGCCACAGGUCAUCGUUUGGAUGCCAGCCAAUUCGCGGCAGCAAGAGAAACCAGCCGAAGAAAUGGUUCCAACGUCAACGCCAACACCGCCGCCGGUGUUCCGAUCGCUUAAACCGAAACUACCGCCUUCGAGUUCCAGCUUUCAGAUUGUCAAAACCUACCGUCGUCGGGUUGAUUCGUAGGUUUGGCAGAUGAUCCAGAGGAGUGCUGAGAGUUUCGUACUACAAUUGUAAAUAUAGAAAAAAAAAAUCAAUCUAAUUGUCCAUAAAUCAAACUAAGUGUA
Messenger RNA from Uranotaenia lowii, 1921 nucleotides. RefSeq lists its product as uncharacterized. The transcript has 3 exons. Bases 912 to 1820 code for a protein of 302 amino acids. NCBI's taxonomy places the organism in Eukaryota, Metazoa, Arthropoda, Insecta, Diptera, Culicidae. The record is from RefSeq and is a predicted model, not a curated record.